UGGCUUUUUCAUGGUUGACUAUGGCCUAUUCUUAGUCCAAAAAGAUUGAAAGACUUGUAGUACUGUGGUCACUAGGCAUCAGUAAUGUUAUGAGACUUGACGUUAAUUCCGUUACCUUUCACACUGCAUGGACACUGGCUACUGAGCCAGCAGAGCCCAGCCGACAUGCCAUGCCAUGAGACGGACAUGCCAUGGCUGAGACGGACAUGCCAUGGCAGAGAUCGAGUGGAAAAAAGGUUCUGCCCUCAUUCUGUGUGGAAGUGAAACGCAAAGUGCGACCCACCACCGUGCGAGUGAUCUCCGCCGUCCUCUCCAUCCUCAUCGGGUGCCUCAUCUUCCUCGCCGUGCCCACUGUUGUCUUCCAGAAAUCUGAGGACUGGUCCUUUCUGGAGUCGCUGUACUUUGUGGUCAUCACGCUCACCACGGUGGGCUUUGGAGACUACGUACCAGAUGGGAGUCAUGCGGGCGGGUUCUUCUUCAAACCUCUGGUGUGGUUAUGGAUCAUGUUUGGUUUGGCCUACUUUGCCUCCAUCCUCACCAUGAUUGGCAACUGGCUGCGUGUGCUGUCCAAGAAGACCCGUGCUGAGAUGGAGGAGUUGCGGGCCCACGCCACAGACUGGACCCAGCACAUGUCCAAGGACUUCCGCAUCCCCAACCCCCUGGAGUUCAACGACCCCUUCCUGCUGCAACGCCGGCGCUGGAAGCGAAGCGAGCGCCGUCGCAUCCGCCGCGGUGCACAGGGCACGUUGGGAUACUGGGUCAGAGCGGGGUCCGAGAACGGACACCUUCCCAACCACUGGGCCGGCCUCUCCGGCUCCAUGAGCCGCCUGGAGGUGCUCGGCUCCUCCCUGGAGAGGAAGAUGAUGUCCACACCUCGGCUGAGGGUCGUCAAUGCUGGAGUCGGAGGCGGCGGGACCAUUCCGAGAGCGAAGCCCGCCGAGCCCUCUGCUGCUUUGCGGCAGCAGGUGGGGAGGCGGUCCUUACCUCACCUGCUGAUGCGCUCCUUCUCCAUGCCUGUCGCUCACUCAGCCUCCGAGCUGGACUCUCCAGAAGCGGCCAUGCAGGAAGGCUCCCUCUCAGGAUCAGAGUCGCCUUUUGACUCCAGGUCUGACAUCUCCUCUGCAUCUUCAUCUUUCUCGGUUCUCCGGAGGUUCCGGGCCUACCGUGCAGCGUGUGGCGUUGAAGGUGGAGGAGUCUCAUCGCAAGACAAACUAAAGGAAGAAAGUAAACGUUCACCCUCCCCACUCGCUCCUCUUCCUCCUUACUCUCCCAACAUAGCCGCCGCCGCCGCCGACCCUUCAGCGGCCUGUCAGCUGCUGGACUUCUUCGGGGAGAACUUGGCGUACAUUGACGAGUCCUCGGACGCGCUGAGCGAGCACGCCCGGCCAGCGGCCGGCGAGGACAGGAAAAGGCGACCACGUAAGACCAAGAAGAGAAGCGUGAGGAGGCACCUGACGCACAAGUGGAGCCCCCUUCAGGUGAGGAGGCCCAGCAGCGACACGCAGCCUCCCUCCGACCCGCCUACGCCGCCUCCUGACUCGUCUCUGUCAGACCUGACUCGCUCAGAGAACCACACAGACUCGCUUCCCACACUCUGACAGCCUGCAGGGACAAUUUAUUCUUAUUUUUUACAACGUGUGAAUGCUUGAAAACGCACCGUUUCAUGGUUUGCAUGUUUGCCUCACGGUCAGGAGAUCCUGGCUCCCAUCUCUGUUGGAACAUUUCGCACAUCUCAAUAACACGCACGGUGGCUUCAGGCGGGCCAGGUGGACCCUGCCUCAGCUGGGAUAGGCUCCAGCUCACCCGUGACCCUGAUGAGGACAAGCGGUUUAGAAAAUGAAUGUAUGGAUCAUCACGUCAUCCAGGGGUGUCCAAAGUGCAGCCCGGGGGCCAUUUGUUAAAUAUGAUUUAACAAGGACGUGAAACCAAAAAACUGCAAAAAUGGAAAAAAACAAUAGUAAUUUUACAAGAAUAAAGUGAAAAUAUAAGAGAAAAAAGUUGUAAUUUUACAAGAAUGUAAUAUUAUGAGGGAAAAUAACAUCAUUUUAGUUACUUCAAGUUGAAAUAUUAAAGAGAGACAUUUUUUUGUUGUAAUAUUGCGAAAAACAAACAAAACUAAAAGUUGUAAUUUUUGGAAAAUAUGGUUGCGGAAAAAGGUAAUAAUAAAGUUAGGAGAAUAAAGUCAUAAUUACAAGAAGAAAGUUGAAACAUUUGGAAAAUUAAAACAGAAAAAAUGAAAAAAAAACUAACAGUAAUUUUAUAAGAAUAAAGUUUAAAAGAGUAAAAAGUUGUAAUCUAAUGAGAAAAAGAGAAAAAGAAUGUUGUAAUAUUAUGAGAGAAAAUAACAUCAUUUUAUUGCAUGAAGAGGAAAUAUUAAAGAAAGACCAACAAACGAAUAAAGCAGGAAAACGUAUUCAUGUUAUGAGAAAAAUGGAAAAUAUUAAGAGAAAAUAGUAUUUUAAUGAGAAAAAAAGAGAGAAAAGAAGGAAAAAUGUUGCAUAGAUUUGAAAUAUUAAAGAAAAAAUGUUAUUUUUUAAAAGGUCUUAAUAUUAUAACUUUUGUUUUGUUUGAUUUUUUUAAGUCGUAAUAUGAGAAACAAACAAAACAACGUCAAAUUGUAAUUUUUGGAAAAUUAGGUUGAGGAAAAAGUUCCAAUAUUGUGGGAAUAAAGUCAAAAUAUUAUGAAAAGUCACAAAGAUUAUCAAGAAGAAAGUCAAAGAAAGAAAGCAAAACGGGGGGAAAAAGAGCAAAGAGUGAAGUUGAUGCCAUUAAUGGGCUUUUUCACCUGCACUUUUUUCUUGAAACAUGGUACUUGUUAGCAUUUCAUAGCAUAUCAUAGCACAUGUGUGUUUACCAAAUAUCCAAGUGGCAAAGUUCCUCCUUUCAUUUUUCACUAUGUGACCCUCGCCGGAAAAGGUUUGGACAUCCCUGAUGUUGUCGUCUUUUGGGUUUACUGUUGCCAUGGUGAUUGAGUUACAGUCUUGCAUCCUUUAUUUAAAAGUGUCAUUUAAACAGUGCCAAAAACUCGUUACAUUUUGUGAAAGGCCAAAUAACGCAUUCAAAAACGAUUAUGAUAUGUAUCAUAAGAAUAAAUAGUCUUCUCUAGCGCAUGACAAACCCCACCGUCGGUGAAAGUAUGCCCCCUUGUGGUUAUGAGCAGGAUAGCAGCUGACCGCAAUCGAAAUGGGCGAUUUAUUUAUACAAAAAAUAUAUAUGACUGUUUACACGACAAUGGUAUAACAAAUACUAACCUCAACGUUUACGUUUUUAAGAAGGUUUUGUGUGUGUGUGUGUGUGUGUGUGUGUGUGUGUGUGUGUGUGUGUGUGUGUGUGUUUGUGCGCGCGCGCUUUGUCAGCUAGUUCCGUGUCCAGUGUGGGCGUGCGCGAGCCUACGACGUCACAUCCAAAGCAAAGAUGGCGGCCCUCGGUGGCAAUUUUAACAUUUUUAAAACUUUUUAAGACUUUUUAAACGCACACAUUCGAUGAAAAGGGUAUUCAAAUGACGAUUUCUCAGGACAAGCGUUUGUCGUGGAUGAGAGUAGUGGUUAAAGCAACGUGAUAUCGCCACCUGCUGGCUUGGCAUGCCUAUUUCAGCGUUUUGUUGCAAGGGAGCGUUUCAUUUCAUGAAAAAAAUCCACUACUAUAAAUAAUUUAAAAAAAAAAUAGUUUUAUGUUUUUUAUAAGUAUGUAAUUUAUGGAUAUUAUUUUUUAUCACGUGGGCUUUAAAUGCACUGCACAAUAACAUGGAUGUGCAUGAUUGAAGGAGUGUAAUAUGAAAUGAAAGCAUCUCUCCAGAUGACUAUUUUAAGCAGGAAAAAGGUCAGUUUAGUCAGACAUUUUGUGCUUGCUGCAGACGUGCUGACCUCUGCAAGUCCUCAUUGAACCCAACAUGUGGGUGCAUGCGGUCUCCACCGAAGCCUCUUGCUUACUCAGGAGGCCCGGGAACGCAACAGGAGGACCAUUAUGGCCGCGCUCCCUCCACCAGGGUCAAAAUAAGCCACACUCACGUUCAAGCUGCCGCGUAUUUUAUCAUUUGUUGACAGCGGCCUGGAAAAGGAAGAAAGUCACACGGGCUGAAAAGCUUUUGACAAGUUGAUUCAUGCGUUUAAAAAAGAAACACGCUACCAUAUUUUUGUUUUGUUGUAAUGUCAGCAGUAAAAAUGUGUGAAGGAUUGUUCCGCUUGCAGAUUACAAGUUUGAAGAAAUAUAUGACUUUUUAGGGCAUAAAUAGGUCUUAUUUUAUGAGCUGUAAUAAAGUUCUGUCUUGACUUCUGCGCCAGGACGCCCUCAAGUGUUUAAAAAGAGAACUUGCGUGGCUUUGGCAUCUUUUCUUUCAGCUUGAAGGCCACACAAUAGCCCGUCUCUUUUCCUCCUCCUCCUCGCUGCUGCUUGUAUAACUUUUUACUUUGUCUUUAUGGAUGUCAAUGCCUCGCCUUGCGUCCACGUCCAGAGCGCACGUCCCUCCCAAGGCCAACGGCAGCCAGCAUGAGACGCUCUGCAGUGGGAUAAGUACAGGUUGGAUAUAGCAAGAGGUAGUUAAGUGGAAAAGACAAACAGAUGCUGGGCCCAGUUUACUCAGGGAGGGAGGAGGUGGGGGGACGGGACCUCACCGCACGCUCAAUGCAAGCACCCCCCUCCCAACACACACACACACACACACAAAGUGAGGCUGUGGCUUAAAAAAAAGAAAGAAAUGUCUUUAAGCUAUUUUAAUUGCACAAGUAGCUUGGAUGAAACCUUAAAUCCAACCAAAGUGGUCUCCAAAUUGGAGAUAAGCGGCCUUUGGUAAACUGAACAUGCGUAUAAGGCUUUUAUUGUCAUACUAACAUUUUUUAAGUGUUGUAUUUUAUGUGCGACACAGUAAAAUGUGCAAAUAAGGAUGUCAAUCCACAUGAAAAAAUGAGUAUGGCUCUAAAUUUUGUCAUUGCUGCGGUGGUUUUAUUUAUUUGUUAAAAAAAAAAAAAACGAUGGACCCUGAGUUAGCAUCAUUAAUUGGUUCCAGAAGGUCCGACUCUAAACGCUAAUUCAAUCAAUUUUUCCCGUAAGAAAGAACGUAAAUCCAUUUUAUCCGUUCCACAAAGCCAAAAAUGUUAACAAAAAACACGUGUUUAUAGUUUUGCAUGCAUAAAACAAUCCCAAAAUGCAUAUAAAUGAUAAAUGAAAGGUAACCAAACGAACAUUUAAGGUGACUUACGUCAUUGUCGAUGCGAGUGUUCCCGAAGACACGAUGUGGCAGUUAUUUCUUGAAUUCAACAUUGUUUCUCACCUCAAUAAACCACAAUGAUAAAGUUGAAUAAAGUUUCAGGUGCCAGCGUUUUGAUAAAGGUGACAAGCAGCAUUGAAUUCAAGAAUUAAGUCAUGGCAAAACAGGAAAAUGGCGUCCGUGUGGUGUCUCGCUGCCACGUCCUGUCUUUGUGAAUACUCUCGCCUUCAGUGAAGUUAAAAAGUAACCUUAAAUGUUCAUUCACUCCACAUUGGUAUACAUUUAGGAUUGUUUUAUGAAUGUAAAACCAUAAAAAGGGUGUUUUGUGUUGACAUCAUAGACGAGUGACAUAGCUGACUUCCGGUUCUGUUUGCCAUUGUGUUAGCAAGCUAUGCUAACAAGGACGUUUGUGAUAUUAAAAAAAAAAAAAAAAAACCUUACGAACACAGUUGGACUCAUCGUAUUGUACGCUAAUCAGAAAAUGUACACAAACAGAGGCAUUAUUUUGAGGUACAUUUUCAUGCUAAAUGGGGCAGAUGCUAACCGAGGUGCCACUGUACAGUCUUUUUUUUUAAAUCCAGUUUUAAGAUACUAAAUAUAGAUACAUCCAGCUUUUCAUUGGACUACAAUAAUAUGUAUGUCCAGCCCUCCCUCUUUAUAUUGCAGUUUUUUAAAAAAUGUAUUGAAAAUGUAAAAAAAAUUAGCUCUUUUGUGGUCUAUUAUUAGUCCAAACAUAAGGAAAUACAAGUGAUAUGUAGUAUUGUGGUCACUAGGUGGCGGUAAUGACACUAAACAUUGAGACAUUAGCUUACAUAACAUUACCUUAACACUGCUUAAAUUCAGCCAUGGCAUGUACCACAUGAUCCAUCCAUCCAUUUUCUAUACCGCUUCUCCGGGGGUACACCCUGGACUGGUCGCCAGCCAAUCGCAGGGCACAUAUAGACAAACAACCAUUCACACCUAUGGACAAUUUAGGAGUGAAAAAAAGUUCUCCUCCCAACCUGUGUGGAAGUGGUAGGUUUUUGGCUUCUUAAGUUUAGAAGAAAUAAAUUAAAGGUUAACUGGUUAGCUCGCUAGCUAGCAGCCGUCUCGAGUACCUGCAUCAUGAUGCAAACAAUGAAUAAUAGGAGUGUAACGGUGACUAUAGGGUUGUUAUUUCAUGUCUACAGGGCUCUAAUAAUGUUAAAAACUGUAUUUAUGAAGUCAUAAACAGGUUUUCAAUAUUCCAUUUAUUAACAGUGAAUCCUAUAUUGACAUUCAUUUAUCACGGUUGGGUGUAGGACUAGUUUGUGCCAUAAACGAGGGACGACUGUAUUCUAAACUGUAUUUUGAUCUUAAAUGUUAUUACAAUCCUAAUUUGUUAGACUUGGAUUUUGUUAUUUUAGUUUUAUUAAAUAAGGAAAGGCAAGUUUGUAGGUUGAAUGUGGUCCAUAGUUUUAUUAAUUAUUAGUUUAUUUUCACUGUAAAAACAAUCAAAGAUCCUCUCUAUGCCAGGAGACCGCUGCUGUUUUUAAGGACCUACUGUGAAAACACUACUCCAAGAUCCUUUAUUUAACAGUGUGAACUUUGCCUCCAAAUAAAACACGAACCAAAGAUCCUCUAAAUGACAGGAGUGCUCUGCUGUUUCACAAUCAGUGAUGACUUGAAUAAUGUCAGUAAUAAGUGAACAAUGUGAUAUUUCGGUUGCUUGGAAAAAAAACCCAACCUUGCUCCUUUAUGUAAUUUUUGUUGAAGGCGUAUUUUUAGCGGUGAGGUUGAGCGAAGCGGAUAUGUCUCUUUAAUGGACAGCAGUGUUUCCUGUUGCAUAACUUUACUAAACGCUGCUUGACCACCACUUCAUACUUCCAUGACUGGACGCUGCAGCAAACAUCGGGAGUCGCAUCACGCAUGACCUCACCACACACGCAUGCACACGCACACACACACACACACGCGCACACACACACAGAGGGAGAGAAACCACUGGCAUACCAGCGUCUAUAUUUAAAAACGAACCCUGUGGAUGUUUUUCUUUUAUUUCCAGCAUUUAGACUUUUUCUCCAGCGUUUUGCCAGAAGAGAAGAAAACGAUGAGUGGACACUUUGACGAGAUAAUGAAUUAAAGAAACCAAAAGAGGACAUCAUUGGGAUGAGACAAAUUGAGUCCGAUCAUGCAUCCCCACGCCUCUCCUCCCGCCACAAAUGCCAGAAGGAGGAGGAGGAGACACGUUUUUAAAUGGAAGCCUUUGGUGAGCGGCCCGGCCCGGCCCGGUGUCUGGAAACCUUUCACAUCCUGUUUACGCCGGGCGGGCAGACUUUGGGGACCACAGGGAGCUGGCAGUGUGGAACACAAGCUCCUCUUUCUUCAUGUCACCAACAGUCCAAGGCAAACAUCACGUAACGCAGCGCACACAAUGUGUGAAUGAUACAAGUCCCGCAGAGGUUCGACUAUGUCGACUUAUUUACAGCAUCCAACGGCAAACAGGAAGUGGAGCGAGAGAGGAAGUCCUCCCCGUCAGCGACACUUGCAGGAUUUCACCACCAUGUUGGAGAGCUGCUCCACGCGGGGGGAGCGCCCGAUGAAGUACAUGAUGGUGAGGGGCUCCAGGUCCUGGGGGACGCAGCAGGGCGAGGCCGAGGCUUCGGGGUUGAGUUUGUUGUACAGCGGCAGGAUCUGACACAAAAAAGAAAAGAGCACUUUGGUGUUUUUAUGUCAGCUUGACCGAAAUCCUUUUUUUAUUCCUCCUCCUGAGGUCUUUCAAGUGUGAUUCUUGCUUAUUUUAGCACACUGACAGCUGUUGGUCAUAGUUUGACCUUCUCUUGGCUUCUUUGGGGACAAAGUUGACUGGGUUACACUGUAGAGUAGUCAGUGUACAGCUUGUAUAGCUACCUGAAAGUGACUCAACACACACUGUUGUCUAACGCAGGCGCGUCCAAAGCCUUUUCCAACAAAGGCCACAAAGCGAAAAAUGAAAGGAUGCAACUUUGCCACUUUGAUAUUUUGUAAAGCAACACAUGUACAGUGUUUACCCCCCGUUCCUGAUUUCUUUUUUUCGCAUUAUUGUCACACUUAAAUGUCUCAGAUCAUCAAACAAACUUAAAUAUUCGUCAAUGACAACACAACUCAACAUUGAAUGCAGUUUUUAAAUGAAACUUUUUAUCAUUAAGGGAGAAAACAAUCCAAAGCUACGUGGCCCUGUGUGAAAACAUGAUUGCCCCCCCGUUAAAACAUAACUUAACUGAGAUGAAUUGAGAUCUAUCAGUGUGGAAAAGGUUAUAAAGCCAUUUCUAAAGCUUUGGGACUCCAGCCAACCACAGUGAGAGCCAUUAUCCACAAAUAGCCAAAACAUGGACCAGUGGUGAACCUUCCCAGGAGGGGCCGGCCAAGCAUGAAUUGUGCUGAAGGAGAAUGUUGGUGACCUCAAGCUGAAAGCAACUUAGGUUCUGCAGCAGGACAAUGAUCCAAACCACACCAGCAAGUCCACCUCUGAAUGGCUGAAGACUUUGGAGUGGUCUAGUCCAAGUCCUGACCUGAAUCCUAUUGAGAUGCUGUGGCAUGACCUUAAAAAGGAAAAGCCUCCAAUGUGGCUGAAUGACAACAAUUCUGCUAAAUUCCUCCCCAGCGCUGGAAGAGACUCAUUGCAAGUUAUCAGUUGUUGCUGCUAAGGGGGGCCCAACCACAUAUUAGCUUUAGGGGGCGAUCACCUUUUCACACAUGGCCAUGUAGCUUUGGAUUUUUCUCCCUUAAUAAUAAAAAGAUUCAUUUAAAAAGUGCAUAAAGUGCAAAAAAAAGCAACGUGAUCUACACUUGGUGGUGUGUAGAGGGAAGCCCACCAUGUUGUAGUGGUUGUUGGCGCUCCAGAGGUAAGGACAGUUGCCGGCACAGAAGUUGGCCUUGUAGCCUUUGGGCUCAUGGAUCCACUUCCAGUUGAGGUCCCGUCUGAAGUCGAUGUAGAGCGAGCGCAGGCAGCAGCCCGAUUCUGAGCCGCUGACAAAGGAGAAGGCGAGGGGACAUUCGAGUGGUGGGAAGAUGACAAGUGAACGUUUAAUGACAAUGUGAGUCCCCCCCCCCCACUGUGUGAGCGAGACUAAAUAAAACACACAGCAGUCUAAACACUGGCACACUAUUGUUAGCCUUGCCGCACAAUAAUAGCCUGAAAACCGCUUCCACCGUGGGACAAGUAGUGAGGAUGUGAUUACAUAAGCGAGUAUGUGGCAUCCUACCGGGAGCAGGUGGCAGCGUCGGUGGCCGCCGCCCUCUUCUUGCGGUUCCUCUUGGCCGGGUUGUCCACUCUGUCACUGGGCAGCAGGGUGAGGAUGAGGUGCGGCGUCUUGGUGCUGAAAUCUGCCUGACCUUUGACCUGGCUUUGCAUUUUGAUGUGGCGAAGCUGCUCGUCGUCCACGCCUGAGGAAGCCGUGACAAACAUCCUUGGGUGUGCUGUCUUGGCUCUGCUGUCGGCACACGGCUAGCCUGACACACGCUUCCGUGUAUUUCAUCUGUUCACAUCACGUCUCUUAAACGUGUCAAAUAUUUCAGGUCAUGGCCCCCUGCCAGGCUAACAACACCCCUCAUCAUCCUGUCAUUUCGCUUAGCAGUGUGCUAGCACGCUAACUGGCCCGCGAGAGUGCUUAGCGACACAACGUUCAAUCUAUUUGAAAUGUUUAUUCUCACAUGGCUUCACCAGUCAGCCAGUGGGGGAGGGCUACAAAAAACAAGCCCCUGGCUUGUCUUACAGCAGAAUCAAACAUUGGUAUUGCUUGUUGACAUAAAAGUGGAAAAAAGAAAACAUUUUGCUUGAGUGUAAAUUUGGACCAAAGAGCCGUAAUUUGGGGGCGUUGAGCUCAACAGUCACAGUGUGCUGGGGAACAGCAUGGCUGUUAUUUAACACCACGGUGCCGCGUGACGGCCGCACUUCUUGCUGUGCAACCGCAGCAAACACGUUUCAUAGCCUCAAGUGGAUUUACACUUUGCCUUUGCUUUUCCCCCCAUUUUUCCUGUUUUUUUAUUAAUUUUUUUCAAUUUUCUCAAUUUUAUUUUCACUUCAUUCCCAUAAUAUUUGGACUGAUACAGCUUUUUCGCAAACCUAAUUUCCCCAAAAUUACAACUUUAUUUUGUUUUGUUGGUUUCUCAAUGUUGAAAAGUGUAUUUUUCAUUGUAAUAUUUCAAUAUAUCUCUGUGCAUCCAAAGUGACAUUAUUUUUCCUCAUAAUAUGACAACUUUAUUCUUAUAAAAUUGCAUUUUCUCUUUAGACGACAACUUUUUUUUCUCAUAAUAUUUUUACCUUAUUCUCGUAAAAUUAUAGCUGUUUUUUUUCACAUUUCGGUUGUUUUUUUUCCGUAAUUUUGACUUUAUUCCCAUAAUCUUUUGACUUAAUUAUCCAAAUAUUAUACAUUUUUCGACAAGCUAAUUUUUUUAAACUGUUUUUUUUGUCUCUCAGAAUAUUACGAUUUUUUUUUUAAAUAAGGUCUUUUUUCUUUAAUAUUUCAAUGUUAUGCUACUAAAAUGUUAUUUUUUCUCAUAUUACAUUAUUUUUAUUUUACUUUUUUCUUGUAAUUUUUCCAUUUUUGCUGCUGUUUUUUUUUUUUUUUUUUGGAGUUUUCUUGUUAAAUUAUAUUUUUAGAAAAGACCAAAAAAUACACAGCCGUGGGCUGCAAAUGGCCCCCGGGCCACACGUUGGACACCACUGAUCUAACGCAAUCAAUAUUAAAAUAUCUUUAACAAUCCAUUUAAGAAUAUCUUCAUUGUUGCAGUGGUAAUGUGUGUAUUUUGCUCCAAUUUAUGUUGAAUAAGGUAACAAAAUGUAAUAUAAUAAUACUCAUAUUGUGCCCUCCACUGUAAUAAUACUCUUUUUCCCUUAGUACAUAAUAAUAAUACUAUAUAUAGUACAUAUAUGUGUGUAUGUGUGUGUAUAAGUACACUGUAUAAUGAAAAUGCUAACAUUACCUGUUAUAAUACAUGUACAGUAUGCAACAGGUUCCCCUGCUGCCUAGAGGGCGCCAACCUUCAAAUGUGCUAAAAGCAUUAUAUCCCGCCCGCUUCCCGCUUUGAACACGCCCUCUUCCUGCUUUGAGUACAUAAGGCACGCCCCACGUAACACAUGCACGUUUGUUGUCAGCUAAUGAUGGCAAUUUGGCAAAGUUUAGCUACACAUGUUAGCUUUAAAUGAAUGUAUAGCCUUUCAUAACAACAACAUGAAUGUUAAUGUUUGAUCGCCUCUCUGAGACUUGCUUUUGUUUGUGUGUGUGCAUGUGUGCGUGCGUGUGCGUGUGUGCGUACGCGCCUGGCGUUCUUACAUUUGUUGGUUGCAUCCAGUCUCUUUAGCCUACAGUAUCUCAACUCAAGUAUCAAUAUUUGCGUAAAUAAAAAUGAUAAGAAAUACACGAUGUCAAAUGUGUAGUCUUCAACUUUGCGAAUUUCGCGGCAUCACUCAUCACGGUUUUCCAAAAUAUAUGAAUUAUUAAAUCAUCUCUGUUUCGUGGUUGACUGCAGCCUAUUAUUAGUCGAAAGGUUUGCAUAUUUCAUCCAUUUUGACAUAUUCUUGGCAUUUUCAAGCAUGAAAAUGGCUAAGUGAAGAAAAUUACAAAUGUAAGGCAUUCAGAAGAUACAUUCAAAGAUGUGAUAUGUCCUAUCCUACACUGGCCACUAGGUGUCAGUAAUGUUACAUUGAUGAGACAAUCGCCACUGCAGAAAAAACAAGGAACUCAAUCACAGGUGUCAAACUCAAAGCCCGAGGGCCAGAUUCUUACCGUCAUAUUAUUUUAUGGCGCCCGCGAAAUCUUGGGAGUAAUGCACAUGGAAAAGACACUUUUUAAAAAUGUGCUUUUUCAUAAUUGUAUUAUUUGUAUUACUUAUUAUGUAUUUUUCAAUUGUUUUAGAUGACAAAAUAUUUAAGAAUAUAAUUUUGAAAAAUCCAAAAGACAUCUUUCUUGCUAAAUGUCAUCGUUCUGUCAAUUUUGAACUGCACGCAAUCCGACUUUUCAUUUUUAUUUGAUUUGAAACCUCAUUUGAAAUGAAUGAUACAAUAGUUGGAUACUAAAUUUCUGCUUGGCACCUUGACUUCUGAUUUCUGAUUGUAAGUAAGUCAAUAAAUCAUAUUGUUAUAUAUGUAUAUCAAUUAUACAUUUAUAUGGUUUCACAGUUUCAGGCAGCCCUCGGAGUGCAACCAUAAUUGCAAUGUGGCCGACAGUGAAAAUGAAUUUGAGGCCCCUGGUCUAUAUUAUGUUACACUGAUGUCUAAUAUGGCUUCAUUUCUGUUCAUAUGUCUACUAUAUUGGGUAACAGGAGCCUAAAGCUCACUAUAGGGGUGUUAUUUCAUGUCUAGAGGUCUCUAAUAAUGUUAAAAAGCGUAUUUAGAAGGUUGUACACAGGUUUUCUAUGCUGUAACUACAAAUAUAUUCCAUUUAUAAAGAAAGAAUCCUACUUGGCGAAAGUUCACUUAUCACAGUCUGGUCUGCAAUCAAUUAACCACAAUAAACGAGGGACGACUGGAUUAUUUUCAAAAACAGACUAUACAAAUAAAGGCCGCCUCUCCACUAAAUGCCUGGUACUCACUGAAGUUGAGUAAAUAAACACCAGCCGCCACUAUGUGAUGAAAUAUGGUAAUUACUGCAUACUCGCAUGACUUUAUACACGUGCACAAUAGAAAGAAAAGAACUUGAACAAACCCGAAAAGAGAGCCUCCAGUUCCUCGCUCUUGUUAGGAACGAUGUUGUUGGUGGCGGGGACGAAGGUGCAGCAAGGACAGUGGACGCCCAGCUUCAAGCCCAGAUUAUUCUCUGCCAGGACGCGAGAGGGAGAGUCAUACGAGAGCCAGGACCCCCUCGCCCGCGGCUGGACGGUGCGAGAGUCUAUGUAACGCUGAGUGGACGUGCUCUCCUCGUCUGGCUUCAGCAGCUGACAUAAACAAAGGCAAAGUGGACACACGUUAAGACAGAAAACCACACCUUCUUUUCACCUUUUUGGCAGGGGUGCACGAUAAUUAUCGUAGCCGAUCAUUUAGAAAAAACACUCCAUUGAGGCAAGAUUACCCGUACUGUGCGGGUGAGCAAAUCAGGCGCUCCUUUUUUCUCCUGCCUGUGACG
Messenger RNA from Dunckerocampus dactyliophorus (ringed pipefish), 13263 nucleotides. RefSeq names its product potassium channel, subfamily K, member 4a (gene kcnk4a). Gene Ontology annotation, biological process: stabilization of membrane potential; potassium ion transmembrane transport. The record is from RefSeq and is a predicted model, not a curated record. Gene Ontology annotation, molecular function: potassium ion leak channel activity. Bases 192 to 1598 code for a protein of 468 amino acids. Gene Ontology annotation, cellular component: membrane. NCBI's taxonomy places the organism in Eukaryota, Metazoa, Chordata, Actinopteri, Syngnathiformes, Syngnathidae. The transcript is spliced from 5 exons.